UAAAUAUGGACAAUGAAAUUCAAAUGUUGGAUAUAUUUAACAAAAUGCAAAACUUUCCACCAUUAGAUGUUACAGUACAACGUAACGUCGGUAGAAAUUGGUGUGCGUGGAAACAGAAUUUUUUAUCUUUUCUGCAGAAAGAAGAUGCUAAAGAAAUAUAUAAGAAUCAAUGGACAGUUAUAUUGUUAAAGUUAAUUGGACCAGAUGGAAAAAAAGUAUAUAAAAAUCUUUUUCAGAACGCUCAAACAAAAGAUCUGAGAACAGUUUUACUUAAAUUAGAUGUAUUCUUCAUUUUUGGAGUUAAAGAAAAGCAAAAAGGCGAAAGUAUUGAUCAAUAUAUUGAUUGCUUGAUGCUUGUUGCUCUAGCAAGCAAAUACAAUGAUCCUGCGAAUAUUGUGAAGGAAAAAAUUAUAAAAGAUAUUAAAAAUUACAAUUUCACGGGAAAAGCUAUGAUUUUUAUACAAUCAAAGGGAGAACUAGUAUCAUAUUUACAAUCGUUGGAUCUUGAUAAAAUUAUACUGUUUUGGAAACAAUGUGAAAAAUUAAUGUCACAAAGGAAUCACGAAGAUACACAAACGCAGCUUUCUUCUGAUCUGAAUCUUGUUGAAAUGGAAUGCGUUCGCUGUGGCACUUGUCAUAGUAGAAAUCGUUGUCCAGCUUAUGGAGUGCAAUGUGACAAUUGUAAAGGAUACAAUCACUUUACGAAUAAAUGUAAAGGAAAAUAUGUGUCUAACUGUACUAAAUGUGGAAUGAGUCACAUUCAAUCACGUUGUCACGCUUUCGGCCAAAUGUGCGUAAAAUGUGGUAAGGUGAACCAUUUCUCAUGGUUGUGCAAAGUUCCUGUUGUAAAAAAUUGCCUUAGAUGUGGCAAAGAUCACGCUAUAUCUAUGUGUCCUGCACAAGGACGUAUAUGCUUUCGAUGUAACAAACCAAAUCACUUUAAAGAAAAAUGUUUGAGCAAAUAAAUGAGGAACAAAAAUGAUAUGUCAUAAGAACUCUCUUGGAGAUCGUAAAGGUGACAGUAGACAAG
This is a messenger RNA of Trachymyrmex septentrionalis, 1030 nucleotides long. RefSeq lists its product as uncharacterized. Gene Ontology annotation, molecular function: zinc ion binding; nucleic acid binding. Lineage: Eukaryota; Metazoa; Arthropoda; Insecta; Hymenoptera; Formicidae. Bases 6 to 965 code for a protein of 319 amino acids. The transcript has 3 exons. The record is from RefSeq and is a predicted model, not a curated record.